UAGACUAGUAUACAUGCAUGUACAUAGAAAAAAAAUAUAAUUCAUGAAGAAUCAAUAUGAUAACAAAAAUGCAUUAUUGUUCAAGUAUUGUUUACAAUAAAAAUUUAUUUUAUUAAAUUUUUAUAUAUACAUUUAUGCUUUACUUGAAAUAAUACUAUAAAGUAUUAGGAAACUCACGUGAAGAAAAGUGUCUUUUUCUCCCACUUUUGUUGAAUAAUGGCAGACCAACUGCUUACGGUUGUUAGAUUUUACACAUGGAAUCUGUCUUACACAAUUCACACUCAGUACAGUAUUAGUAUCUUUUCAGGUUCAGAAUUUUUGUUUUUAAAUGAUAAAUGUAAUUUACUAUACUACAACACAUUUGCAAGCACUUUACAAUAAAAUGCUGAUUCGGGUUAAGCAUUUUCAACAAACCAGGUUUAGUACAAUUCAAAAAAGAUCUCCCAGACUGAACCACAAUACCAAACAAAGCACGAGCGUCUCUAAACUUCUUCUCUUCACACAAAAUAUAAAUCAACCAGGUGUGACUAACGAGGCCAAAAAUCAAGCCAUGUCUUUAACUACUUUAAUUGCUUCCAUGGUCAAUCUAGAGUAACAGAGAGACUUAUAUAAGAUUAACCGGCAGAAGCAUUCUUGUUAUCUCACAGAGAGUAUCUAACAUCCCAACAGCUUCAUCCAAGUGACCAUGACCGCACAAUCCCUUAAACAAUCGCUUGCAACACCAAAUCCUUAAACCACUUCCUCUCGCUUUGACUUAUUCAAAAAUAUAAAGAUACGCCUCAAGAUACUCAUCUUUAUUACAAAGCUCAUCAACUACUAAGCUACAAGCGUUGUUACUAGGAACAUAACUAGAAGCUAGCACUCUAUCUAAAUCUGCUCUGGCCUCAUCAAAUCUCCUUAACUUAACCAAACAAAGAACCAUUGUGUUCAAAACCGACGAGUCAGGAACAUUACCGUUUCUUUGUUUAUUUCUAAAUGUGCUUGGUACACUUGGUCGGUUUAAUGCGUACUUGAUCGAAUCGGUACACUUGGUCGAAUCACUUUUAGGAAUCUAAACCGGUUUUAUUAUUACAAAUCGAACCGUUACUAAGCUGUUAAUAAAAUACUGUAAUAACUUUAUUUCAAUCCGUGACACUUUAAUAGUUGCAAUUACAAUAAAAUCUCUAUUUGAAUCAACAAUAUUGAUUAAUUUAUCAAAUAUUAAUUUUUAAAUAUUUACUGUAUAUUUUCAUUUUUCAAUAAUAUCUACCAACUAGAACUUUUAUCUUUUUACCAAAAGAGGUAACUACAAAUAUAUCUUAGUUUACUUCUUAGAAAAUGUGUAUGAGAGUUAUAGAAACUGUCUGAUUUGAGAAGAUAAUUAAUACAUCGAUUCCAUAUUAAAUUAAGUACAAUAAUUUCUGUCCUUUAUUUGUUCUAAUUUCAUAUAUAGUCAUAUGAUUAAUAGCUAUACGUAUCAUUAUUAUUAAGCGUAUGAUAUUUUCUAAAAUAAGAGAAUAAGAAAAUUAUAAGAAAAAUGAGGGAGUUCUCCAUAAUAAUUUAGAAUUAUAGGCAGGAAUGAUGACAAGUUGUGAAGGAAACGUAUUCACAAAGUGCCAAUAUAUGAAGCAAUAAAAGUAAAAGAGGUGUGAAUAUUUUGGCAAUUAUUUACACUUGAGUUGAUUUUUUAGGGAUAAUUAUACUCUCUUUAUUUCAUUAUAAGUGUUGUUUUAGGUUUUGGCACACGGAUUAUGAAAACAAUUAAUUUUGUACAUUUUAUUUAAAAAAAUAUUAUUAAUUAUAUAUCUAACCAUAUUUCAACCAAUAGAAAGAUAUAUUUUGCAUAAAAUUAAUAAAUUUUGCAUUGAAAAUCGAAAACAAUACUUAUUUUGUAACAAAUUUUUUUUUCUAAAAUGACAUUUAAUAUAAAACGGAGGAAGUAUUAUUUACGACUCUUGUGCACGGGUAAUUUUAGCAUCUACUUUCUUGUAACUAAAGACAGACACUUUGAUUGGUUUAAAGCUUACAAACAAAAUAAAAACAUAGCAACGUUACGAAAAUGCUGCAAUAAUGCUCUUCAUUUAUGUUACUCGUUGCAUGUCAAUAAUAUGAUUAUUGAAUAAAAGUCAAUAAUAUCAUGCCAACAUUGCAUUGCAAGAAAAGGUUUAAUCAGUACACUAGAAUAAAGGGUCAAUCAUGUCUAAGUCUUACUCUUAACACACUCUUGAAGAUCUAAAUUUUCUAUUAUAUAUUAAUAUAUUAUGAUUUGCUUUAACAAGACAAAAUCAAACUCUAGUCCCUAUGAUUUAAUUUGUAUGUUUGUUGUCGUCAUACCCUUAUAAUUAAGCUUAUAUGACCAUGAAUACAUUUUGAUGGUGGAAUUCCGCAACUCAACAAUCAACCAAUCAUGAAAUAAUAGAAAUUCACACCUCAUCAUCUGUUCUCUUCUUCUUUUGAUUUUCUUUCGAAUAUGUAAUUAUAAAUGCUCGCCACUAAUUAAUCUUCCAAGCAUUUAUUCUACGUAAAAUUCAACGAGAACAGUCUACUUUCCACCGUUCUGGUCUUCUUAUACUCGUUCGAUUGUUCAAACGCGCGAAUUCAUCAAACAAUAUACUAACUCCUCUCUGUCUGCAAAAUCAUAACCAUUAACCAAUAUAUAAUUAUUAUCGCUCUGGUCUCUAUCAAAACUUGCUCUGUUUUAUUUCUACACUUAUCACUAGAGAGAAGAGAAAAUGACAUGAUGAACCAAAAGAGAAAAUAAAAUAAGUGGUUGUAUUAUACUCUUGCAACAAUUCAAAUCCAUACAUGUGCCAUGUCAUGUAUAUGAGGUAUCAUCCAAUAGAAUGAUAGUAGGUUACACUAAGGCCCACUUAUUAGACCGGAAAAGAAAGGUAGUUCGUUGGCCAUGGACUUGACAGUGGCUAGGACCACGUCGGCCUCAGAUCCAAUCAUAUACUUGCAAGUAGGACCAGCCCAGCGGCUUCAGCUACAAGAUGAUUUGGCGUGACUUUACCGGUUAGGAUCAAACCAAUUUAACCGAUUGCUCUUCAAGCUGCUUUGGGCAAACAAAACGUGUGAUAUGAUGGUUUUGUUUAUAUAAUUAUCACUUUUUCAGUUUCCUGAAUGUAAAACUUAUUAAUGUGAUUAGUACAGUCGGUUUGUGGGUCUCCUGACUCUCAUCAUCCAAUGAGAUAAUCUAAAUGUUUGUUUUGGAUACAAAUAUACAAUCAACCGUACUUGUUGAUCGUGUGAAAUGGUUCUCUAGAGCAAAAUGUUAUGCUCGAAAAAAUUACUGGAAAUGUUUCAUACAGAGCCAAUCAUUCAAACUCAUCGUUUAAGCUCUACAAUUUUUAUUUUAUAGUAUGCAUGGAUGUGUCUACUAUAUAUAUAUACUGUACAAUGUAAAAUACACCCCAGUAAAUGAGUUAGCCAUCCAUAUAGUGUAAUAUGCACGUAUUACUCACGAAGAUAAAGUGUUAAUGUAUAUAUGUAAAAAGAUACUAAAAUGAUAUAGAGAUUGCAGGAAUAAUCAUAGUGUUUGUAAGUGGAGAGUUGAAGAUAGAAAGCGUACUGCUGAACCACCUUUUUAUUUUAUUUUUACAUAAAUAGAAAUUUCACAGACAUAUGAGAAAAAGAAAAAAAUGCCAUCAAAAAGAAAACAAGAGAAAGUCUAGCAUUAGGUCAUAAUAAUUCACCAUAAAAUCUAAUGAUCUAUAUGAUCCUGUAAUUUCUAUGAUCAUUGCUUUAUUCGAGAUUAAAUCUAUCAACCCCUGAACGUAUGAGUGUAUAACGUCUUUAACAAUUAAAAACUCGGUUAAGUUUUUGUCAAGCACACUGUAUAUAGUUAUGUUGGGCGAAACUAAGAACCUCUCCUCAUCGAAUGAGGACUCAGUUGCGUGGUAUUGAUUCAUCUGAAUUCGAUGUACCGCUACAAAAGAAAAUUUUGUUUUGUUGAUUGAAAUCACGAAUUAAAAGACCAACGUGGUAUGAGUAUACGAACUGGGCCAGCACCGAAGGCGAUAACGAGCUUUUUCAUCGCGAUGAUGUUCCCUGUGUUAUUACGUAACCACUCAUGUGAAGCCACGUUAUUUUAUUACUGAAUUUCUUUAUUUAUCUUACUGUUUUUUUUCUUGAAUCACAUUUUCCCCCUUAUAAUCACAUAUAAAAAGUGAAAACUUAUGCAACACUUCUUCAGGUAGAGAAAGAGGAAGACAGUGAUAGCUUAGUUAUAAUUAAAGACCCCCAAAAUCCAAAUAGAUUCUUGUUAAUAAAGUAUGAGAGAAAAACACAUAAAUUAAAAUGAGGACAUUUCCUUUUGCAUCAUGAGAGUUUUUGUCUCUGUUUACAUUUAUAUGCCUAUAAAUAUGUGUAAAUAUAAGCCUAGAGAAUCCGCCAUUAUCGGAAUACUCUUAAGUCUUUCAUGACCUCAACAUAAACAAGACAAGACGCUUUUGUCUUUUUGUCUAAAAUCUACGAAGAACCAAAAGGAGGAAAAAUUGAAUAUUCUGAUACAUCUUGCACAUAAGAAGAAGACUCCAGUAAGUUUAUUUCCGUAUAGAGAACCAUUUGUGAUUUAUAACUCUCGUGAUGUGAUCAAAUUUUAUAUAGUAUAUCAAAAAUGUUUAACCUUCGUACGAGAUCUUGAGUUAUAAGUACAACUAUUUUCUUCUUUUUCAGAAAAGUACAACUAUUUUCUUAGACAACUACAUUGGGUUUCUCCUCCUUUUAAUGGAAAAGUUUGGAUCCUUAUAUUUCACGUAUGACAUUUUUAAUGUUGUUCAUGGUUAUUUUUCGUCCCUUUAGUAACAUUUUCAUCAAAUGUAGAGUCAAAUAGGAAAGAAAUAAAAGAUAGGAAGUAAUUAUUGUUUCAUUCACUAAGAUUAUGGAAAGUUAACUACUAGUUUGAAACCAUGCAUACUAUGAUUCUUGUUUUUUUCUUUUUAACAUUUAUGUGUGGAAAUUCAAUCUAGAUAUUAUGAGUAUAUCAAAUGUAACAUUUUUUUUCAUAAUGAAAUGAUACUUUACCCAUCUUUACGUGUGUGGAAAAGGAAGAUACAUCUCUAUGUAAACUUAUUUGAAUACUUACUUUAGUUACAUGCAAAUCUUUACCGAUGAUGAAUAAAGUAUAUGUUACAAAUUGCCACAUUGCAGAAAGAAAAAGAUCAAAUGGAGAGUCUCUCACACAUUCCUCCCGGCUAUCGAUUCCAUCCGACCGAUGAAGAACUCGUAGACUAUUAUCUUAAGAACAAAGUUGCAUUCCCUGGAAUGCAAGUUGAUGUUAUCAAAGAUGUUGAUCUCUACAAAAUCGAGCCAUGGGACAUCCAAGAGUUAUGUGGAAGAGGGACAGGAGAAGAGAGGGAAUGGUAUUUCUUUAGCUACAAGGACAAGAAGUAUCCAACAGGGACACGGACAAAUAGAGCAACAGGCUCGGGAUUUUGGAAAACAACAGGUCGAGACAAGGCCAUAUACUCGAAGCAAGAGCUUGUAGGAAUGAGGAAAACACUUGUGUUUUACAAAGGCCGUGCCCCAAAUGGUCAAAAGUCCGAUUGGAUAAUGCAUGAAUAUCGUCUUGAAACCGAUGAAAAUGGACCACCUCAUGAGGAAGAAUGGGUAGUUUGUCGCGCUUUCAAGAAGAAACUAACAACUAUAAAUAACAACAAUCCACGAACAAUGAUGGGAUCAUCAUCAGGGCAAGACUCUAAUUGGUUCAGGCAGCAAAUGGAUGUUGCUAAUGGUAAUUACUACCAUUUUCCUGAUCUAGAGAGUCCAAUAAUGUUUCAAGGCUCUUCAUCAUCAUUACAUGAUAAUGAUAAUAACCAUUAUGGUGUUGUACUAAGCAAUAUCCACGAAGCACCAAGCGCAUUAAUGCAACGAGAUGAUGAAGGUGAUCAUGGUCAUAUUAUUACUAAUGAUGAUGAUCAUAUGAUCAUGAUGAACACAAAUACUAAUCAUCAUCAUCAACCAGAACUACCCAAUGAUGAUCAUAAUGAUCAACUUAUGGACUGGCAAACUCUUGACAAGCUUGUUGCUUCUCAGCUAAUCUUGAGCCAAGAAGAGGAAGAAGUUAACCAAGAUCCUCCAUCUAAUAAUGUUUCGAAUGAAACAUAUAAUCAUCUCUCUGAAGAGAAACCAUCUUUCUCUUGGGCUCAAAAUACACACACGUAAAACAUGUGUGUAAAUCGGAAGGCAUAUAUGAUAUAUAUAAUUAAUUAAUUGAGGGUCAUCAUGCCUGUUAAUUAUAUUUUAUACCAAACUGUUUUUAUUUAUUUAUUAUGUUACUUUUGUGUCAACCGGUGUAACUCUCUAGUUUAUAAAAUAUAUAAACACAACGUUUUUUAUAAGA
Molecule: messenger RNA, 6322 nt
Organism: Brassica rapa (field mustard)
Lineage: Eukaryota; Viridiplantae; Streptophyta; Magnoliopsida; Brassicales; Brassicaceae
Product: NAC domain-containing protein 101
Biological process (GO): regulation of DNA-templated transcription
Molecular function (GO): DNA binding
Source: RefSeq, a predicted model, not a curated record